AUGGCAAACUCAGAAACUAGAGAGAUCAUCGAAACACCAAUUUCGAUCUUAUUGCUCGGAGAUGCAGGGUGCGGCAAAUCAACGUUUCUCUCAGGACUCAAAAGAGUCAGAGCGCAACACACCGGGAGCUCGAAUGGCCAAAUCGAUAUCUUACGAGAUAGCGACCAGCCAUUUGUAUACGACAUAAACUUCUCCAAAAAGUCAUUUACUCUUGAGAUCUACGACACAGCCAGUCCUAACCAGCACUGGACGACGCUCCGGCCGGACGUUGUUCUCUUGGCGUUUGAUAUCUCGAAUCGAGAAACGCUCGACGGCUUGAAACGGUGGCGAAGUGAUAUCAUUAGAUACUUUCAGCGCGGAGAAGGCGAGCGUAUCCCCGUGAUGAUGGUAGGGCUGAAGAGGGAUCUGAGGGCGCCUGGGGAAGGGCUUAUCUAUCCACAGGAAGCAUAUAGAAUUGCGCAGGAGCUUCGGUGUGAUCGCUAUGCGGAGUGUUCGGCUGUUACAGGGGAACUCAUGGCGCAGACCUUUGAGGAUCUUGCGAGGCUGGCGUAUAUGACUACCACGUCUGAUGGUGGGCAAUCGAAAGGUGGUUGUGUCGUUAUGUGA
Molecule: messenger RNA, 606 nt
Organism: Aspergillus calidoustus
Lineage: Eukaryota; Fungi; Ascomycota; Eurotiomycetes; Eurotiales; Aspergillaceae
Source: the annotation of a GenBank genome assembly